Diachasma alloeum is the source of this 2026-nucleotide messenger RNA. RefSeq lists its product as uncharacterized. Bases 351 to 1814 code for a protein of 487 amino acids. NCBI's taxonomy places the organism in Eukaryota, Metazoa, Arthropoda, Insecta, Hymenoptera, Braconidae. The transcript has 5 exons. The record is from RefSeq and is a predicted model, not a curated record.
CCCACGAUAUAAAUAAACUCCAUCCUCCAAAAAUACUCAUCUCCCCCCAAAAUAAUUCUCCUCGUCAAAUGGUCGGCAUCAAUCCCUGAAAUCCUCGAAAUCAAAGUCGGAGCGCAAAUGAAAAUUCUAGGUUAUAAAAAUAAAAACAGUGAAAAGUCCCUAUUGUGUCUGGCUCGGCGACAGCGUCACGAAUUCACCAUUUGUCUGGCACAUGUGUUGUAUCAUUUCACCACUCAUUCGUGCUUGUGACACGGUUACACACUGCUGUCCAGUAUUGUUACUUAUUCCUCCAAUAAUUAUCCAACAAUAUCGUCGACAAACCAUAUGAAAUUACCAGUAAAUAAGUUACAAUGGGCAACCAUGUGGGACGGAGUGCCGAUGGAACGAGCAAAAAGAGUGCAACAAUGACGAAUAAUACAAAUAAUGUUAAGUCAAUGUCACGCAGCCCAUCGGGCACUGAUAUCGAGCACAAUUUUGUCACGCAUUUCAGGCCCGUUGAUAAACUCAGCAAGAUUUUAACCGAGCGCAAUCACCACGACAACGAUGGUCACGGUGUCUCGGAAGAAGUAUUCGUAAAAUACCUAUUCCCCCAUUACUCAGAGUUCGCUUCAAGGCUGUACGGUUACCUCCACAAGUCGUCGAAGGCCACGACGAAGCACCUGGGCACAUCUGCCUUCAAACAGCAGAUUGAGAAGCUCCUUGGGAUCAUGAACGACAGGACUGUGCUGGAUAUUUAUGUGAAAAUGUACUCUAAUACGAUGGAUGAGAGUGGCGAGGUGACGCCACAGGGCCUCAGAGACUUACUCAUGAUUUCUUAUCGAUUGGCGAUGGAUAAUGAAGCCACCACCUGUCCUUACGUCCUCAAGACCAUUCAUGCUGCUGUGACCUCUUGCUUUCAUGGAAAAGAAAUUCUCUCCGUGAGUUUCAUAAGCAAUUGGCUCUGGCAGCAUUGUCCACGAGUUGUUUAUGGGAUACAUCGUUACGUUGUUCACGUACUCACAACAGCAUACCGAAAUGGACAAGCGCUUUUGUCCACCGAGGAGCUGCAACCGCACAUUGGCCCAGUUACACCAGUUCUGGAGAAAGUACUUUCCUUCGAACAGGCCGAUAACAUGUUACCACUGAGUCAAGUCUGGCUGUUGUCUACGAGUUUACCUUUUUGUUUCGUCCAGACAGAAGAAUCCCCGAGUAAAGAGAGUUUAUCAGUCUUUUCAUCGAAGCUCUCCAGCUACCCUUGCCCCAGUCACUGGACCCUCCUCUACACCAGUGAUCAGCAUGGAGCUGGAGCUAAUCGUCUCCUCCACCACAUCCUGGGGUACCGAGGCCCAACGAUCGUGUUCAUUCGAGGGGAGAACGGCGACGAGGACGGAGUUACUUACUGCAUAUGCUCGUCCAUCGAGUGGCGAGAGUCCCACCUGUACUGGGGGGACGAAGACUGUGUGAUCAUCGAGCUCCAGCCGUGCUACAGAAUCGUGGAGAAGGGGCCCAAACUGCUGUACUUGAAUACCAGCAUCAGGGGGUAUCCGCAUGGCCUCAGGGCUGGCAAGGAUCCACGUAAUCCGUACAUUAAUGUUGACCAGAGCUUCGCUUCGGUUAGUUUUGGGGGUGCACCACACAGAAUCAAGAGUAUUGAAGCUUGGGGAUGUGGGGAUCGCAAAUCAAGAGAACGACAGUUGGAGAUUAAAAAAUGGCAAGUUAAGGAGGCUGAGAGGCAGCGUGUGGUAAAACUGAGUGCAGCUGACUGGCUAGAUCACCCCGAUCGUUAUUUAUUGGAACUGGCUGGCCGACCGUCCUACGUCAACGCUGAGAAAUAAACAAUUCGUAUUUUAUUGUUCCUAUGGACAUAAUUUUUUGAGUUUUUUCCUUGUGUAUAUGUAAAUAUAAUGAUAGAAUUAUUUUUUAAAUAGAGGAAAAUUUUGUUUUAUUUUCUUUUUCAUUUUCGUCUCAGCAGUUUUAUGAUGAGGGAAGGAAGUGAAAACCGCACGGCCUUAAAGAAUAAAAAUAGCUUAAAGGAUGAGGUGAAGAA